Didymodactylos carnosus is the source of this 1008-nucleotide messenger RNA. The record is from the annotation of a GenBank genome assembly. NCBI's taxonomy places the organism in Eukaryota, Metazoa, Rotifera, Eurotatoria, Philodinida, Philodinidae.
AUGGGAGUAUGUGUCAGUUCAAAUAGAGAGCGUCAUGGUAGAAGUAGAUAUCGUCCAAAUACUGGCACUAUUAACGGAGUUAGCGUAGGUCGAAAUAAACCGCUAAGUCGUACAAAACUAAAAUGGAAAUCUGAUGUACCGUUGUCUGAAAAUCAACUACGUCGAAAACGAGAGGAAUUUUGGGAUACAGCGCCUUCCUUCGAAGGACGGAAAGAAAUCUGGGAUGCUCUUCACGGUGGUGUGUAUGCAAUUGAACAAAACGAUUAUGAUUUAGCGCAAUCAAUUAUCAAUUGUGCCAAUAUUACAUGUCCAUUUGGUUCACUUCUUGAUUGUUAUGAUGAACUUGGUACACGUUAUCAAUUGCCUAUUUACGUUCUUACUGCGCCAACAAACCUCGCUGACGAAUCAAGUGAUUCACCUGAAGGUGAAUCAGGUAUUAGUGAAACAGGUUUAGAUCAAACAACGUCAUCAUCUUCACCCACAUUAUCUCGAAUAACAAAAUUAAAAAAUCCUGUUGUACGUGAAAUAAAAAAGCAUCAGCAUCGUCGAAAAAAAUCGAGUGAUUAUAAUGAUUCAUCAGGAAAUGGUCAGACGUCGACAGUCAAUGGAACAACGACAACUCCAACAUCAGAUAUUAGUUUACCAAUUAAAUUUCGUUUAUCAAAUGGUAAAGAACAUAAACUUCCUUGUAAACAACAAGAAAAGAUUCGAAAUAUCAAACGACGUCUAGCAACUCUAGAAAAUAUUGAUGCGCAAUCACAACGUUUAUUUUUUGGUGGAAAACAAUUAAAUGAUCGUAAUACGAUUGAAGAUAUAAAAUUACAGAGAAAUUUUGUUGUCCAAGUGUUUAUUACCAGUAUAAAUGACGCUCCCUUGCCGCCUGUAACAACAACAGUAGCAAAUACAUGCACGUCAUUAUCCAGUCAAAAUGAUUAUUCAAACACAUCACCUGCUGGAUCAAUUCCACCAUUAAAACCAUCCGAAGGCCAUCACACAAUUAAAUAUUGA